AUGGCAGCUAGAAAUCGUAAAAGGAAUAACAAGAAGAAGACUCUUAUGGGAACGAGCGCUGCUCAAGAAAACAAUGCAACGUAUUUGCUCGUUGCAGAUGAACUGCACGAAAACACUACCAACCUAAACGUGGGUGCUGAAGCUCCUCCAGUGGAGCACAAUGAAAAUCUCAUGCCUACCAAAGAAUUCAAGCAUCUGCAGAGAUUAGAGCCGAUAAACGAGCAUGGAGAUAGCGAGGAUGAAAUAUCAAGGAAAAUUGAGUCUGUGACAAAUGGUACAGGGAUCAUAACUGAAGCAGACGUUCAAAAGCUACUAUUAAGCUAUGCCAUCACAAGUAGUUUGACACAGGAGAACAACAACGAAGAAGAGGAACGUCGUCAAACUACUAGAGCGCCGUUCCCAUUUUUUUUUUCUUUGCCUGGCUAUUUCCAGACCUUCUUCUUUAAAUGUAAGCAAGUUCUUUAUAACUUUGGCCUAAAACUAAUAGAAAAAUUGAAGGUUCUACAGAAUAACUUGUAUGAAGUGUUUUGGAUCGUCGUUAUCUACGUAAACUACUGGUUCCCCAAUGUGGGUGACUACGUGAGGUAUGUCAACUAUAAAUUCUCCCAACGAUGCAACUGUCAGUUUUACUAA
Messenger RNA from Saccharomyces mikatae IFO 1815, 633 nucleotides. RefSeq names its product Ldo45p (gene LDO45). Bases 1 to 633 code for a protein of 210 amino acids. The transcript has a single exon. Lineage: Eukaryota; Fungi; Ascomycota; Saccharomycetes; Saccharomycetales; Saccharomycetaceae. The record is from RefSeq and is a predicted model, not a curated record.